Didymodactylos carnosus is the source of this 237-nucleotide messenger RNA. The record is from the annotation of a GenBank genome assembly. NCBI's taxonomy places the organism in Eukaryota, Metazoa, Rotifera, Eurotatoria, Philodinida, Philodinidae.
AUGGCAUCUGUUCCGUACUGUUUUAAUAUAAUUCGUUGUGUUGAUCAAAAACUUCGUAGUGAUAGUCAACGGCGACACACUCAAUCUGAAUCCAACUCCACAUCUCCACAACAACAGCAAACAUCAACAAGUUCACAAACAAAUGAUACUGGUGCUUAUUUAUUUGGAAAAUUUAUUCCAUUUCGAACUCGUCUCAUGACAUUAUGUGGUGAUUCAGACAGUAAUAAAAAAGAAUAA